This is a messenger RNA of Diversispora eburnea, 1650 nucleotides long. The record is from the annotation of a GenBank genome assembly. Lineage: Eukaryota; Fungi; Glomeromycota; Glomeromycetes; Diversisporales; Diversisporaceae.
AUGGAGCGUUUUGAUUCACCAGAAGGCGAUUUAUUUGCUAUAAUCACCCAAGGUGUCGAUCGUCACCGCUUAAGAGUGUUCGACACACAUACAGGAACAGUCAAUAAUGAUUUUUCUUCCGAGAAGGAGGAUAAUUUUACUUGUUUAUCUUGGGGAAAUGUUAUCAUCGAUGAUUUAAACGGAAAAGUUGAUGCUCCUCCUCCAAAAAAGAGGAAAAGGCGCAUCUCUCAAAACCAACAGUAUAGUAAAGUUAUCGCGCUUGGGUUACAAAAUGGAUCAAUUAUAAUUUACUCUCUUACUCAUGGAGAUAUAAUAAAGACAUUGAGUGGGUCACACACACUUCCGAUAAAUGAUUUCGUGUUUACUAAAGAUGGGAAAAAAGCUUACUCAUGUGCUGAAGAUAUGAAUAUCGUUGAAUGGGAUCUUGAGAAAGAAAAUGUAAUCAGUAAAUGGAAGCUCGAUGCUCAAACAACCAAAUUUAUUAUUUCGUUGUCGCAUGAUGAAACCAAGCUUUUAACUGCGGGACAUACAAUCAAAUUAUGGGAUCUACAAACGAAACAAGUUCUCAAGAGUUUCACUGGUCACGCUAGUACCAUAACCAAUAUCAUUUUUUCGUCUGAUGAUGAUAUUUGCGUAUCGAUUGCUGAGCAUGAUAGAUUUAUAAAUAUUUGGAAAUGCCAGGACGACGAUGGUACACAGGGGGUUAAUUUAGCUGCGUAUACCUUGGAUGAUAACGCGAGAAGCCUCUCAAUGUCAAAAGCAAACACAGUGUUGGCAAUUUCUGAAACCGGAUCUUUAAAUCUAUUCAAAAACGUGUCCUCGAUAUCUUUAAAAGCUUCUUCCUCUUCAAAUGUUAAAAAAAAGAAAAAGUACACAACUCGAACUCCUGAUUGUAUAGUCAAAGUUAUAGACGAUAAAGGAACAAAUAUAAUACCAAUUCUAUCUGCAUGUUUUGUGGAUGAAUUAGAGAACAAAGAGACAGGGUUUGUUAAAAUCGCAAGAGGGAGCACAGUAAAACCGAAUUUCGAAAAAGUGCGAUUUAUUAACGAAGAAAAUGGUGAAUUUUUACAAGAGUUGACUUUAAAACGUCAUCAACCAAGCGGUUUCUUAAUUGACGAAUCGAAUUUGGCAGCCAAAAAUUUGAAAGCUAAACGAAAAUCAUAUGAAGAAUCAAAAGUUAAUGUUAUCGGAAUUUCAAAUUUUGAAACGCCAAGAAUACCAAUUAAUUUAAAUGAGUUAUCGAUACAAGAUAAUACCUUAGUUAAUGGAAACAAAAAAUUAGAAAUAACGUCGAAUGAUUUGGAUUCAUUAAAUUAUGCCGAGACUAAAAAAAACCCUCAAACCUCAGUUAAAUCGAAAUUUCAGUCAAUUCAAGGAAAUUCCAUGCAACAAAUGUUGGUUCAAGCAUUACAUUCAAAUGAUGAUGAUCUUUUUCACCUGGUUUUGGAACAGACGGAUCCAGAUAUUAUCAAUAAUACUGCAAAAAAAUUACCCACGAAAUAUGUUAUUCCAUUUUUAGAAAAAGUAAUUUUAAGAUUUCAAGAGAAACCAAAUGCUGGAGUGAACAUCUUGCAAUGGAUUAAAGUUGUAUUGCUAGUGCACAUGACUUAUCUAAUGACGGUAUUGUUAAUAGAUUUCAUUGUUUUUUAA